This is a messenger RNA of Caenorhabditis elegans, 621 nucleotides long. Lineage: Eukaryota; Metazoa; Nematoda; Chromadorea; Rhabditida; Rhabditidae. The record is from the annotation of a RefSeq genome assembly.
CCAAACGUUGUCAAAUUCUUUGGAAUCGCCGCUUCACGAGAUCCUUUCAUGAUUGCUAUCGAAUUCUGUGCAGCCGACUCUUUGGAGAAUAAGCUUAAGAAAGUGCCCAUCACAGAUUUUGAAAAGAUUCGAUAUCUUUUCCAAGCAGCCAACGGUCUUGACUAUCUUCAUGAGCUAGGAAUUGUGAGAAACUGCUUGCUCACCGAUGAUGACAUUCUGAAAAUUGCGGAUUUUGGGUUAUCAGCUGAUAAAGGAGGCACCAAGCACAGAGCAGAGAUGGUUCCAGUAAGAUAUAUGGCACCAGAAGCCGUCGAAAAGAUGAUAAGUACAAAGGAAAGUGAUGUUUAUGCAUUCAGUGUAUUGAUAUUUGAAGUUUUUCAUAAAGCUUAUGAACCUUUUGGAGAGUACGGACCAAGAGAACGAGUGCCAGAAGCAUUGGGCAAAGAUGAGGUGAGAUUAUUGCAGUUUGAGGAGAUUCUGUACCAAUUUCGGUGUGGAAAUUGCCAAAACAUGUAUUUCAAAUUUUCUAGUGUUUGUUUUUUCUCUAAUACUUGCUCAUUUUUGUUUCAAGAUAUUAAUUCAUUUCAGCUGCUGAGCUACACUUUAAAAACAUUUUCCUAA